Conger conger (European conger) is the source of this 2304-nucleotide messenger RNA. It is a transcript of the gene smndc1, whose product is annotated as survival motor neuron domain containing 1. Gene Ontology annotation, cellular component: cytoplasm; precatalytic spliceosome; nucleus. Gene Ontology annotation, biological process: regulation of alternative mRNA splicing, via spliceosome; mRNA processing. The transcript has 6 exons. Gene Ontology annotation, molecular function: RNA binding. The record is from RefSeq and is a predicted model, not a curated record. Lineage: Eukaryota; Metazoa; Chordata; Actinopteri; Anguilliformes; Congridae. The coding region runs from base 309 to 1022 and encodes 237 amino acids.
UGUUUAGCUUCAGCACUGUGAAGUCCAUGAAUUAGCUACUUGGCUCUGUAACAUUAGCUUAACGAGAAACGCUGGCGCAAUAUUUGAAAACUGUUGUGUAACAAUGCAAAUCUGACACUACCUGAGAUCAGCUAACAUUAUUCCGUCGUGAUUCUGUUGUAACGUAACUUACAGUAACAUCAUAACCACUGCGCACUGCUUCCGGAGGCGUUUCUGAAAAGUCUUGCUCAUUGUGUUUGCGAUCAGCGAUCCGUGACUGACUUUCUGAGUUUGUGAAGUAACUUAGUCUGCCUAUAAAUACUGUAACGAUGUCGGAUGAUCUAAUGAAACAGUUAUCCAGCUACAAAGCCCAGCUGCAGCAAGUGGAAGCGGCGUUAUCCUCCGACCAAGAAAAUGAGGACCUGCUCAAACUGCAGAAAGACUUGCAGGAAGUCAUCGAGCUGACGAAGGACCUCCUGUCGAGCCAGCCCUCGGUGGCCCCCGCCAGCUCGGACAGCUCUGCCGCGGCCCCCCCGAGCCACUCGUGGAAAGUGGGGAACCGCUGCAUGUCGGUGUGGAACGAGGACGGACAGUUGUAUGAAGCCGAGAUCGAGGAGAUCGACGAGGAGAACGGCACGGCGGCCAUCACCUUCAUGGGUUACGGCAACGCGGAGGUCGUCCCCCUGCCCAACCUCAAGCCCGUGGAGGAGGGCAAGCGCUCGGACGAGGACGGGAGCAAGUCCAAAUCCAGGAAGGAGCAGAUCGCAGAACAGAGGGAGUAUAAGAAGAAGAAAGCCCAGAAGAAGGUGCAGAGGAUGAAGGAGCUUGAACAGGAGCGGGAGGACCAGAAAUCAAAAUGGCAGCAGUUUAACAACAAAGCGUACUCGAAGAACAAGAAAGGACAGGUAAAGAGAAGCAUAUUUGCAUCGCCAGAGAGCGUGAAUGGAAAGGUUGGCGUGGGAACGUGUGGAAUCGCAGACAAGCCCAUGACACAGUACCAGGACACAUCCAAAUACAACGUUCGGCAUUUGAUGCCACAAUAGCAGCUAUUUAUUUAUCUUUUUUGUUUCAUUUUUUUAGCUGAUAAUGUUUUGAUGUACUCGUUGGGUUGUAUUAGCAGGGUCACAACUUGCCAAGCUGUGUGUUUCUAUGAAAUAGUUCUCUAAAGGGGGAAAAUAAUAAAGAAUUGCUUACGCACUUAAGAAUCAACUUUUGGUACUUUGAGUUGUGCUGGCAUUUUAAAGCUGCAGUCCCCACGUAGCAUAAAUUCAACACAGUUAAAAACAAAAAGCUACACCAGUUCUAUAUUUGAUAGUAGUGUUCAGACUUAUUAAACAUAACAGCCUGGUCUCUGUAAAAUGCCCAAAGAUGAGAAAAGCAAUGCAAAUAAUUGAAUUCAGACCUGAAUUCUUUACGAUCGUUGUUCUCCUGGUACAUCUCAUUAUAGUUUCAUUUAAAUUAUGAUAUUUAAAAUGUGAUCGGCUUCAGUGUGAAACAGGUCUGUGUUAUCCUCCUAACUGCCAGUAGACAGUCUUUAAUAUUAUUGCAGUGAUGUUCAUUUGCUUCCUGUGGACUUAGGUCAAGGUGUUUUUGUGUCUACUAGGAGAAGAGAAAAGACAAAACACAACAUAAGAAUUCAGUAAGAUUAGCUUUGCUUAAAUGGCACGAAGGACGAUCCUAUGUAGAAAUGAAAAGGGAAUGCGUUAUUUUGGACAUACCAAGAGCUCUGUAUCCAACUCGGAAGGGCCACUGGUUUAGUGCAUGCUUGGUAGGUUUAAGGAAACAUUUCCUGUGGGAUUCAUUUUGAAAGACAGACUUGGUUUGAUCUGGAAACUUCUGUUGCAGUUGAUUGUAAAUGUUGCAUUAUAAUAGCACAUUAAAGUGCUGCCAUUUUGGAUCAUUUUGAAUGCCUUUUAAAGUCACCUUGUCCCGUUUUUGAUUUUAAUAUAUAUAUAUUUAUUUAUUUAUUUUAUUUUUUUGUACCACAAUGCUGUUCUGAAAUCCUGUAAAUGGAGUCGUUUUAUAUUGUCGUUACCUCUGCCCAUCUGUGCAAGAACCACAUUUUCAGGCUGAAGCUAAUCAUGUAGUUAUUGUCGAAAUGUUUGUUUCUGAUGUGAGAAGAUGAAACUGGAGUUUAAGUAUUUUCAUUUUUUUAUGUUUUGUUAUUUUCUUUCUGUGGGGGAUGUGAAGGGGUACCUGCAAAAUAAGCUUACGUUAAAGCAAACCUGCUUUUGCAGGACUGUGAUUUUUACUAAAUUAAUGUCGCUUUUCAGUUUUGUACAUUUACCUUUUAUGAAAUAAAUGUUAUGGCAUAACAUCCAUGAA